Molecule: messenger RNA, 1219 nt
Organism: Centruroides sculpturatus (bark scorpion)
Lineage: Eukaryota; Metazoa; Arthropoda; Arachnida; Scorpiones; Buthidae
Exons: 5
Coding region: 492-1070 (192 amino acids)
Source: RefSeq, a predicted model, not a curated record
UUGGCUUUUUGGAGAGCCGUACAUAAAGAACAAUUACUAAUUUCGAUAUUUUAAUACGUAGGAAGCGGAUAUAGCUUACAUGGCCUUGUUUGUCAACUACGAGCGAUUUACUAUUGCAGAUUUCUCUUCUACCAUAAUGUUUCAGCAGAUUGGUUUUGUAAUAAGAGCUCCGAAAAAGUUUCCAAAUUGGAAUUCUAUCGUAAAACCUUUUUCUAUAGAGAUAUGGAUCGUCUUACUAUCGACGAUGUUCGUAUUUGGGCUGAUUUUGCACAAAGUGAUAGAAGAGGACUUCGUUGCAGACGACGUAAACAUAUAUUGGCCCAGAAGCAAAAUAUUCUGGAAUUUGUUUGGCACAUUCGUUUAUCAAGGUAUUGAAUCGAAGGAUAUAAAGAGGUUACCUUCCAGAUUGCUGGUUGGAAUCUGGUGGCUGUCCAUUGUCGUUUUAGUGUCUAGUUACAGCGGAACUCUAAUGUCUUUCAUGACAUCCUCUAAUGGAACGUGUACCUAAAAAUUUCAAAGAACUGGCUGCUGCAGUUACCAGGGGUGAAUAUAGUUGCGGCGCUACGGGUGGAAAAGCUAUAUGGAGUGCCAUUGUGAAUUCGAGAUCUGAAAAUAUAAAAAUAAUCAGAAAUAACAUCAUCGACAAUGGUAAUUUUUUGUCCAUGUCCGAAUGGACGGAAGAAGUUCUUAAAGGACAAUUCGCUUUCGUAUGCAAUAGCGAUGGUUUAAGACAGUUUGUCAAGGAGGAAGAUCGAAAUAAAUUCCUGGUUUCUCAAGAUUCUUUGAUCACAUUUGUCCAGGCUUACACGAUGAGAAAAAAUUUCCCUUUCAAAAAGGACGUAAGCAAAGUAGUAACUCGUUUGUUCGAAGCGGGAAUUGUUGAGAAAAUCGAUUAUGCCACGAAAGGAAAAUUGAUAGAGUUCCCGGAAUUUCAAGGUCUAUCGAUGGAUGAUCUUAUAAGCCCAUUGUUAUUGCUUAUUUCGGGUUACGCGCUUUCAUUUAUUUUCUUGUCUCUCGAAUUCUUCUAUGCCAAAGUGCUAAUUAACUUUAAAUUCUGCGAUAAAUCUUAAUAUACUCGCUUAAAUCUAGCUUUUGUUUCCUAUGAUGAUAAUCAUAAAAGAAUAAACACGAUUAUUACUCUUUACGAUUUGCAUAAUGCAUAUUAAUUAUCUGUCUAUGUCGCUCUAUGGAGAAAAGUAUCGCGAGGUGGAAUUGCAGC